Durusdinium trenchii is the source of this 673-nucleotide messenger RNA. NCBI's taxonomy places the organism in Eukaryota, Dinophyceae, Suessiales, Symbiodiniaceae. The record is from the annotation of a GenBank genome assembly.
CAUGAACCCCCAAGAGUUGUCCAACUCAUUUUGGGCCUCGGCGAGGUUGAAGGAUGUAGUGCCUGAUGUGGCGCAAAUUGUUCCUGCGCUUUCUGUGCAGAUUCCAGGCAACGCUGGCGCAAUGAACACUCAAGAGUUGUCCAACUGCUUCUGGGCAGCAGGGAAAUUGAAGGAUGUUGCACUCGAUAGUGUCCGACAGAUCUUGCCAGCUCUCGUGGCCCGACUUCCAAAUGCAGUUCCUGAUAUGAUUCCUCAACACUUUGCCCAGUGCUUUUCGGCCGUGGAACUGUUGAAGGAUCUGGAGCCAGACGUGCUGAAGCUUUUGCCGGCGCUGCGGGCGGAAGUCGCUAAGAGGGGGCUUUCGGAGGCGAAGCUCUCAGGGUCUGGAACUGUCAAGUAGAAGCCAACGGGGCCCAGCUUGCAUAGCUCCAGCAUAGGGUGCGGAGCUACAGGAUUUUGCCUGAUGUGGGCUGAAUGAAGUGGAACCUGGCGAAGCCUCCAGGAUACCAGGUUUUUCUUUGUGUGAUAUUUGCCUGAUCCUUUUUGAAUGGCAGUGGCGGUUCAAACUGAGAGGAUGGCUUUGCCGCUUCGGUCUGGAGCUCUGUGCUAUUGAGCGCUACCCCUGCACCGGACGGAUCCGAGUGCACGCCGGAUCGGGCGGAGCCAAAGGAGA